Molecule: messenger RNA, 3041 nt
Organism: Platichthys flesus (European flounder)
Lineage: Eukaryota; Metazoa; Chordata; Actinopteri; Pleuronectiformes; Pleuronectidae
Product: ankyrin repeat domain-containing protein 33B-like
Exons: 5
Coding region: 648-2225 (525 amino acids)
Molecular function (GO): protein binding
Source: RefSeq, a predicted model, not a curated record
ACACAGGAUUAGUUACUGUUUCCAACCAGGACGAUGACCAGUUCCUUUGCUUUGCACAGGGCAACUUCAACUUUAACUUCCACUCAACUCUUCAAGAAGUCGAUUCAAGCUGCCUGGCUGGGUGCUGACGUCAUGAUUAUACAAUGGGACCAUCAAAGCUUGUGGCGCCUGUGUGACGACAAGUAGGUUUGGCUGCACUUUGUAAACCAUGGAUGCUCUUGGGCCUGUCAAACCAGACUUAACUGAAAACGUGACUCUGAAGACCCGAUCAAGGAGGAAUAAAUGUGACAUUUUAUUUCUAUUGACUGUGUUUGGUCACUUCAUUGAUAUAGACUGAUGACUUCAGAUCAUGCACAUGAUCAAAUCUUUGCUUGUGACAUUGUGGCAUAGAGGAUUUGUAACGUCUGUGAAGAGCUGAAGUUUUAUUUGACGAUGACGGAGGACUAGCAACAGGUGCAAUCAUCUAAUGCCUCCGCUGUGACCUUUCAGAGAUGAAAAGGAGUUAAGGUGAAGAACCUGGCCUGGAUUAAUUGUCAUCUGGGAUGAGACGCUGUAUUGCAUCGGGCCAGCGGACAUAAGCUCUAGUUCCUCCUAGAGUUGUCCUGGCACCCCACAAUAAUUGAAAAAGUGUGUGGGGGAGGUUUUAAAUGGUGUUGAUAACGGAGGAGCAAAUUGAAGGUUCAAAGGUUCGAGAGAAUGGAGCAACUGGAGGACCUGGAUUUGGUGAUAUUGGAUUCACGACCAAUAAAGGGGCUAUGGAUACACCUGUCAUGUCCAUCACUAUGGUGGAUGAAGAUGGGAAUGACAGCGAGAUAUCAGGAGAGGAAUAUCAAGAGGAGAGGGAAGUUGAUUACACACGCAACUACUGGGAGGAUGAGGAUGAUAUCUACCAGGAGUUUGAGGAGCUGGACUUCGAGGCUCUGCCGGAUCGCUCGGACACGCGGAGCAUCGCCUCGGACGACUCCUUCUAUCCCCCAGACAAUUCAGUCAUGUCGGACAUGUACCGCUCACCAAGCCCUGAGUCCAUCUCCUUCUUCAAGGCAUGCUGCAACAACAACUCCAUCAUCGUCAAAGUCAUGAUCAGACAAGGAAUGACCGAGGAGGAAGUGUGGGAGACAGAUAAGAACAGAAGAUCUGGCCUGAUCGUGGCGUGUUACCAUGGCUACUUGGAUGUGGUCAUCGCCCUCUCUCAGUGUCCGUUUCUGGACGUCAACUGGCAGGAUAAUGAGGGCAACACUGCUCUGAUCACGGCAGCACAAGCAGGUCAUUUGUACAUCUGCACCUAUCUGCUGAACUACUUCCCUGGGUUGGACAUUGAGAGGAGGAACUGUCACGGUUUCACAGCUCUGAUGAAGGCGGCCAUGCAGGGUCGAGCUGAGUGUACUCGGACUCUCUUGCUGGCUGGAGGUGAUAUUCAGGCCCGGGACAGCAGCCGCGGUCUGACUCCCAGGGAGUGGGCUCUGUUCACUGGUCGCUAUGAGACAGCCAACCUGAUGGACCGUCUGAUGCUGAAGCCCUGUGCCGAGCAGUUCUGUGACUCCUUCCCUCUGGAGUGGCCUAUACUGGAGGAGCUGGUGGACCAGGGCCGACCACCGAAUUCCUGCUGGAGGCGUUUGAUCAACAUUCUCUCCUGCUGUCCUUAUAGGUUUUACAUCAACAACAAGGUAAACCCUGUGGACGAGGGUGUUCUCGACCACAUGGUCCAGAUCACCACCAGUCUCUCCAGCCCGCUCAUUGCCAUAGCCUGCAGGACAGUGUGCCCGGGCAGCCCCCCCUGCAUCGGGAAGCGCCGUCACGCUGUGCAGGAGAUUCUGAGGCGGCACCGUGUCGCUCAGUUGAAGCACUUGGGCCCUGACAGACUGAACAACUAUAAGAGAUUAUUCCAGAACUCAAAGGUCCUCCUCAUUCCCAGGGAGAGGGAUCGGAGGGCCAGCCUGCAGCCCCAGCUGCUCAGUGACAUAGCCAUUGCGUCCUCUGUGGCUUUUAGGCGAGCCAGUCUCCUGCCACUCAAUAUGCUGAGAAGGAGCAGUGUGCGGCCAGGCAUCACAGUGCCCAAAGUGAGGCUCUGCAAGGCCCCGGCUCCGAGCUUUGUACCAGAGAAAUGCCGACGGAGCCGUAACCACAACGAGCUGCAGAUUCCCAAGUGGGAUUACAAGAUGAAGAGAAUAGAGAGGAGGCAGGAGCAGGAGAGGCAGACACUGUUAACUCUGAUCAAGAGGAGGUGAGGGGACGGGACGAGGACAGAGCACAGCAUGAGGGACUGCACCAAACAAUCCAAUGGAUCACAUGAUGCAGUGUUUUUAAUAGUGAAUAACUGAUCUAUUUUCACGUCUGUUUUCUGAGAUUGCCGACACUGUUGAAUUCGUUGCCUUGUUUCUACUUGAGUUCAUGCAUAUUUGUAAAAGCACAAUUUGCGAUGCAGCAUGGGAGCGACACAGGUGCUGAGGACAUAAAUCCACAGUGUACUGUAUGUAGUACGAGUUCCUUAGUGAUGACAGCAGGCAGCUCAAUAUAUAGAGAAUAUAUAUGGUAAAUCCAUUGGCAUGUGGCAAAAGGUACUGAAGAAAAAAGAAGUGUGAGGGUUUCAGUAAUGAAGAGCUCAGCAGAUGGCCUCGAUCUAUUAUAGUCUGUUGACGCCUCAGAAAAAUAUGCUACCAAGCUGCAAACAUAUUCAUUAUAUAACGCUAUAGGCUGGUUAAAGGAAGUUUUGUACCAAUGACCUUGAAACUAGGAAAGUACACACUGCAUUUUCCCUCAUAUAAAAAACUUCUGAGAACCUGUGGUCAAAAUUGGCCUGAUUCUUAACCUAUAAAAAGCUGAACCCUCACAAAGUGUCAUUCUCUUAAGAAAACUAGGAGUCAUUGUGAGAAAGGGGAAAAGAAUAAAAAGAUGUUUAAUUGAGAGAAAAGAUCAGGGAAUACCAGAACAGAGGAUAGGCAGGGAAUACUGCAGCUCUUUGGCCCAUAGUUACAUUUCUUUACAACUAACACAAACACAAAUAGGUUGGGCCAGUAAAACUUUAAUAAAAGUGCUUUGGUGAA